AUGACUUUCGUGGAAUCCCCUCAAUUACCUCAAUUCCAAACAGCUGUCGUGGCUCAAGGCCCCGGCAAGCUCGGUAUUCAAUAUAAUGUGCCUAUUCCCACUCUAACCCCCGACAUGACACUGGUGAAGACAGCCGCCGUGGCCAUCAAUCCAGCCGACGCCAAGAUGUUGGACUACUCUGCUGCCCCAGGGGCCAUUCAUGGCUACGAUUUUGCCGGAACUGUCGUUGCGUUGGAACUGUCGUUGCGUUGGGGGAAAACGCCCGGGCUGGACUAG
Messenger RNA from Penicillium verrucosum, 276 nucleotides. RefSeq lists its product as uncharacterized. NCBI's taxonomy places the organism in Eukaryota, Fungi, Ascomycota, Eurotiomycetes, Eurotiales, Aspergillaceae. The transcript has a single exon. The coding region runs from base 1 to 276 and encodes 91 amino acids. Gene Ontology annotation, molecular function: oxidoreductase activity, acting on NAD(P)H. The record is from RefSeq and is a predicted model, not a curated record.